Messenger RNA from Brassica napus (rape), 2030 nucleotides. Its product is annotated as dehydrodolichyl diphosphate synthase 5-like. Gene Ontology annotation, biological process: response to cold; polyprenol biosynthetic process; plastid membrane organization. Gene Ontology annotation, cellular component: chloroplast stroma. The coding region runs from base 999 to 1901 and encodes 300 amino acids. The record is from RefSeq and is a predicted model, not a curated record. The transcript is spliced from 4 exons. NCBI's taxonomy places the organism in Eukaryota, Viridiplantae, Streptophyta, Magnoliopsida, Brassicales, Brassicaceae.
GAUUUCUCGGAGAACUUGCUAAAAAAAAUUUCAAAAAUCCUUGAAUUUUUUUUGGAUUACUAGUAGUACUUUUACAUUUGAAAAUAAUAAAUUUUAAAACUUUUUUUAUCAAAGAAAGAAAAAAAUAGAUUUAGAGACACAAUAUGCGAAAACACUUUAACACAUUAUCAAGAAUCUCAAUUUUUAAAUAAGAGGAGUUGAAAAAAAAACUUAAUAAAUAAAACAUCUUUUAACCCCUUUUUUAUGUGUCUAGCAUCUUAUGAUUUUAAAAUAUAAUAUUAUGAUAUACAAAAGAUAGAUGUUUAAGCAUGAUUUCUUUGUAUACAAAAUAUUGAUAUUUUACCUUCUGUUUUUGUAUUUUAAAUAUUGAUGUUUUAAACUUUGUUCAAUGCAUUCUACUUUUAAACUAAAACAUAAAUUAAAUCUUAAAGUACUACUAGUAAAAUCUUAAAGUAUACUACUAAUAAAUUAAAGAUGGGUAUAAUUUUAUUGGGAAGUAAACAAAACUUAAAAGUGAAUUUAAAAUCAAUAGGUAAAAAUGUAUAUAUAGUUUUUUAUUAAUAUGUUUGCAAAUUUCAAAAUAUUGAUCUUUCAAAUACAAAAAUAAUAAUAAGUUUUAUCUCUAUUUUACACCAAAAAAAAAAAAGUUUUAUCUCUAUAAGAUUAAAAACAACCUAAAAACAAUAUUGAAAACACAAUUUGCGCGCGUGGCUAUUUUAAUAAUUAAGGAAAUUACGUGACGGAACCAUAUAGUGAAUUUCAAGUACCGUAUAGUCUUAUUAACCUUACUACGUCUGUGUUUCAAAAAAAAAAAAAAAAAAAAAAAAAAACCUUACUACGUCUGUCUUCGCGUUUGCAUCAAGGGAAACACACAGAGCGAGACAGAGAGAAUAUUCUAUUGAUCAUGUGCGUCUUUGAACCCUGAUCCCUUCAAGUAUCUAUAUAUAUUGACGAGUAUUAGUUGAUCAUUUCAAACAAAUACUGAAAACGAAAAAAUAAUGUUGUCCCUACUUCCUAUUGUCUUGACCUUUCUUGUUCUUAUUCUCAUCCCUUGUCUCUUCGUCUCUAGGCGUCUAAGUGUUCCCCUCUCUUUUACAAAUAUCCGCAGACUCGUCAAAAUCGCAGCUUCUCAAUGCGAUGAAGAAGACGAGAGGUGCGAGAAAUCCGGUACAACUGGAAAGGAAGAGAAACAAGGAAGAAUGCCAAAGCAUGUGGCGAUCAUAUUGGACGGAAACAGACGCUGGGCAAAGAAAUUAGGACUCACGACUGCAGAAGGUCACGAGGCCGGAGUGAAGAGAGUUCUUGAUCUUGCUAAGGAUUUUUUCACGUCGGGUGUUAACACGGUCUCACUCUUUGCUUUCUCCACUGAAAAUUGGGGAAGACCCGAGGAAGAAAUUAGAAACUUGAUGUCCAUAUUUGAGAAAUUCAUAAAGAUGAAGAUACCUGACUUCCAAAGCUAUAAAAUCAAGAUCUCUGUGAUUGGGAACCGCGCAAACAUCCCUGAGCCGCUUCUAGUAUCAAUACGAGAGGCAGAAGAAGCUACAAAGAGCUACGAAGAGAGGCACCUCAUUAUGGCAAUUGACUAUAGUGGAAAGUUUGAUAUCAUACAAGCCUGCAAAAGCCUUGCUGAAAAGGCGAAAAACGGAGUGAUACAAGUGGAGGAGAUUGACGAAAAUGUGAUGGACAAAGCAUUGUUGACGAAUUGCAGUGAGUUCCCAAAUCCUGACCUGAUGAUCAGAACGAGCGGAGAGCAAAGGAUCAGUAACUUCUUCCUAUGGCAAUCAGCUUACACUGAGCUCUACUUCCCUACUGUUCUAUGGCCUGACUUCACCAUGGCUGACUAUCUCAAGGCCUUGACUUGGUAUCAGAAAAGGGAUAGGCGAUUUGGUCGAAGAGUUUAAAAACUUCUUUGUCUCCCCAAAAUAAAUUGUUCAACUACUGACCUAUGUGCAUUUGUGUGUUUACAUUUAAUAGUGGAUUUAAAACUUCAUCAAACCAGGAAUCUCAUGUAUCAUCAAUUCAUCAAAAGC